AUGGCAUAUGGAACUGCAAACGGAGACCAGACCUCCGCCGAAUCUGACGAUACGUGCACAGUGCUAAUCAGCCUUGGAUACCGAGUACCAUUCCUCGGUGUUGGUUACAGUGAAUUACACAUUUGUCCGAACGGCCUUGUUUGCUUCAAUCAGCCAUUUGUUGGCUAUAUUCCACCAAACAAUACCCGAGGCUUUAGCAUUGACUUCAAAAAUGCCUUCUGCAUCGCAGCGUAUUUCACAGAUCUAGUGGUGACAAGCAAUCAGUUGUUUUAUCAGUCAUAUGAAUACACAAAAAAUACCAGCGCAAGCUGGAACGCCCUGCUAAAGGGCCUUGUUAAGGACAUCUAUGGCGAGGCGGACUUCGAACCCGUCUAUGCGCUGAAGGUCACAUGGGAUGGAGCGACGAGGUACAAGAGAAAUGAUACGGUUACGUUUCAAGCCGUGUUUACAACCAAUGGGACAAACUCGUAUUGCUUCCAUUCGUACCUCUAUGGUGGAAUGCUUGAUUCGUUGGGCUCACCGUUCAUUGGUUAUAUCGCAGAUGGUCAUUACGAUGGUCUUGACAACACACCCGACGGAAGCUACUUACGUCGAGCCGACAAAAAUCUAUACUUUAAUGAAACAUGCAAAGGUGCCGUCAGUUUUGACUACUCAUACAACAUGACUGUUGACUAUGAGAUUAACAAUACAUCUGUGUCCCUAAGUACAACUGAUUCCUCUGCAACAACUGAGGCUCCAACUGCAACUGAGGCUCAAACAACUACUGUGGCUCCAAGACCUACUGAGGCUCUAACAAUAACUGAGGCUCAAACAACUUUUGAGGCUCAAACAACUACUGAGGCUCAAACAGCUACUGAGGCUCAAACAACUACUGAGGCUCCAUCAACAACUGAGGCUCCAACAAAUUCUGAGGCUCCAUCAACUACUGAGGCUCCAUCAACUUCUGAGGCUCCAACAACUACUGAGGAUCAAACAACUACUGAGGAUCAAACAACUACUGAGGCUCAAACAACCACUGAGGCUCAAACAACAACUGAGGCUUCAACAAAUUCUGAGGCUCCAUCAACUACUGAGGCUCUAAUAACUACUGAGGAUCAAACAACUACUGAGGCUCAAACAACUACUGAGACUCAAAAAACAACUGAGGCUCCAACAACAACAACAACUGAGGUUCAAACAACUACUGACUCUAAAACAACUACUGAGGCUCAAACAGCUACUGAGGCUCAAACAACUACUGAGGCUCCAUCAACAACUGAGGCUCUAACAAAUUCUGAGGCUCCAUCAACUACUGAGGCUCCAACAACUACUGAGGAUCAAACAACUACUGAGGAUCAAACAACUACUGAGGCUCAAACAACUGCUGAGGCUCCAUCAACAACUGAGGCUCCAUCAACUUCUGAGGCUCCAUCAACUACUGAGGCUCCAACAACUACUGAGGAUCAAACAACUACUGAGGAUCAAACAACUACUGAGGCUCAAACAACCACUGAGGCUCAAACAACAACUGAGGCUCCAACAAAUUCUGAGGCUCCAUCAACUACUGAGGCUCCAACAACUACUGAGGAUCAAACAACUACUGAGGAUCAAACAACUACUGAGACUCAAAAAACUACUGAGGCUCCAACAACAACAACAACUGAGGUUCAAACAACUACUGACUCUAAAACAACUACUGAGGCUCAAACAGCUACUGAGGCUCAAACAACUACUGAGGCUCCAUCAACAACUGAGGCUCCAACAAAUUCUGAGGCUCCAUCAACUACUGAGGCUCCAACAACUACUGAGGAUCAAACAACUACUGAGGAUCAAACAACUACUGAGGCUCCAACAACUGCUGAGGCUCCAUCAACAACUGAGGCUCCAACAAAUUCUGGGGUUCAAACAACUACUGAGGAUCAAACAACUACUGAGGCUCAAACAACUACUGAGGCUCAAACAACUACUGAGGCAACAUCAACAAUAAAGGCUUCAGCAACAACAAAUGCCCAUACAACAAAUGAGUCUCCAUCUACUGUUCAAACACCAACUGAGCCUCCCACUACAGCGAAUGUUCCAACAACAAGUGAGGCUCAUUCAACAACUGAGGCUCAAACAACAACUGAUGCUUCAACAACAACUAAGACUCUAACAACAACUAAGUCCUCAACUACUGCAAAUACUCCAUCACCAACUGAAUAUACAAGUACUGCUAAUGUUCAAACAACAACCGAAGCUCCAACAACAAUGGAAGCUCCAACAACUACUGAGGUUCCAACUACAGUUAAUGUUCAAAGAACUACUGAGGCUCCAACUACAUCAAAUGUUCAAACAACUACUGUGACUCCAACUGCAACAGAUGCUCCAUCAACACCUGAGGCUCGAAGUACAGCUAAUGUUCCAACAACAACUGAAGCUCAAACCACAGCUUAUGUUCCAACAACAACUGUGUAUCCAACCAUUACCGAGGCUUCAACUACAGAUAAUGUUUCAACAACAGCUGAGGCUCCAAUAACAACAAAUGCUCCAACUACAGCUUAUGUUCAAACAACAACUGAGUAUCCAACUACAGCUUAUAUUCCAACAAUAACGGAAUAUCCAACUACAGCUAAUGUUAAGACAACAACAGGGUAUCCAAAUACAGCUAAUGUUCCUACAACAUCAGAGGUUCCAACUACAGUUUAUAUUCCAACAAUAACGGAGUAUCCAACUACAGCUAAUGUUCAAACAACAACAGCGUAUCAAACUACAGCUUAUGUUCCAACAACAUCAGAGGCUCCAACUGGAGCUUAUGUUCCAACAACGACUGAGUAUCCAACUACAGCUUAUAUUCCAACACCAACUGAGUAUCCAACUACAGCUUAUAUUCCAACAACAACGGAGUAUCCAACUAUAGCUAAUGUUAAAACAACAACAGGGUAUCCAACUACAGCUUAUGUUCGAACAACAUCAGAGGCUCCAAUUACAGCUUAUGUUCAAACAACAAUUGAUGCUCCAACUACAGUUAAUGUUCCAAAAACAACUGAUGCUCCAACUACAGCUUAUGUUCAAACAACAACUGAUGAUCCAACUACAGCUUAUAUUCCAACAACAACUGAUGCUCUAACAACAGCAUAUGUUCCAACAACAACUGAGGCUCCAACCACAGCUUAUGUUCCAACAACAACUGAUGCUCAAACACCAACAGAGGCUCCAAUUACAGCCUAUGAGCCAACCACAACUGAGGCUCAAACAACAAGUGAGGCUCCAAUUGCAGCUAAUUCUCCAAUUACAGCUAAUGUUUCAACAAUAAUGGUGGAUCGAACAACAACUGAGAUUCCAACUACAGCAUAUGUUUCAACAACAACUGAAGUUUUUACUAGAACUUUAUUUGCGUCAACACCUGACGCUGUUUACUCGACUGAACGCACAACUAAUCAACCAACUACUAGUGAAGUUCCUGUAGUACAUUGUGGCAUCUUGAUGACGUACGGCACUGCAGCUGGUGAUCAGGCCUCUCCCGCUUCUGACGAUACGUGUAGAGUGGUCAUCAACCUUGAUUACCGGGUACAAUUUCUUGGAGUGGCGUACAGAAAGAUAUAUCGUAUUUCACAGACCUGGAGGUGA
Messenger RNA from Dreissena polymorpha, 3585 nucleotides. Its product is annotated as mucin-2-like. NCBI's taxonomy places the organism in Eukaryota, Metazoa, Mollusca, Bivalvia, Myida, Dreissenidae. The coding region runs from base 1 to 3585 and encodes 1194 amino acids. The transcript is spliced from 9 exons. The record is from RefSeq and is a predicted model, not a curated record.